AUGGGCGGGUGUCAAAGUAAAAAGGAGGAAGCAAAGAAGCUGAAGGCUUGUUGUGCUUGCCCGGAAACGAAGAAGGCUCGAGACGAAUGUAUAACUCAGAAUGGAGAGGCAAAAUGCGGUUAUUUGAUAGAAGCUCACAAGAAAUGCUUGCGUGACCACGGGUUUGAAAUGGUACUUGGAAAAGAUGAGCUUUUGCAACUUCAAGUGAGGCAGAAAGAGGUGAUAAAGAUUGAUGCAGCAAUUAAACGUCAGAUUGAAGAACUGCGGUUCGUUGUUUUAAAUUUCAGUUCACAUUUUCGUCUGCUGAGAGCAUUGGAGGAACCAACAACGAAGGAAGUUGCUGGUAGAAGUCGGGAAAUAAAAAAAACGUUGGGAAAACUUGAGGGACAAAUUAGUGAGCUUGAAAAGUUUUCCAGCAAAGUACGAGUAGCAACACUUGGUGAGAAACAGGAGUUGUAUGAUCAGAUAAAAGAACACCGAAAUGAAGCAGAAAGGAACAAAAAAACCUUUCGUCAAACCUUGGUUUAUCUGAAGAAUAUAAUGGAUGAACAAGAUCGGAGUUUUCUCUUCAAAAGCGGAACAUCGCGCGAGGAAGAAAUUGAACUUCGAAACAGGAUGAAAAGGUUGGAAAAUAUUAAAAAAGAUGCUUUCCAGGCGACUGAAUCGCUAUCAAACUUAGUGUCCAAAAUGAGUGAUCAAGUGAAACUUUCGGAGGAAACCACCUCUAAUCUUCUUCACUCAUCAUCUGUCUUAAAAGGCACUGAAUCUGAGUUCGACUCGAUGCGCGCCCACAUAACUAGUGGCGGAAAGUUAAUAUCAAAGUAUGGGCGUAGAGAAAAUACCGACAGGAUACUUCUGGGAAUUGCCCUUAUAGUCUAUUUUGCUGUUAUUUUGAAGAAGAUGGCGUCAAAAUUGGAGUUACGUAGUGAACUGGUUGAAUUACUUAGAACGAAUAAAGCAGAGGAAGCGAAGCGUUUACUUCAGAGAGAUGAAAGUUUAACAUUCAGUAAGGACGAUAGUGGAAGGACUGCUAUUCACUGGGCAGCUGCUGGCGGAUGCCUAGAAAUCGUCGAGUUUUGUGUUUCGUUACGUGAAGAAAGCGCUGCUUCUGAAGACGAUAUAGGCUGGACUCCAAUUAUGAUUGCAUGCUCAGCUGGACGGUUAGAAGUUGUUAAAUACCUCGUUAAACUCCCAUAUGUUAAUGUCAAUAGUGCCAACUGUAAUGGCCAAACAGCCUUACACUACGCUUCAAGUCGAAAUCAUCCCCAGAUCACUUCAAUUCUUCUUAAGAAUGGUGCGAAUGUGAACGCCCAAGACAAGUUUCGUGCUACUCCGCUUCAUCGAGCAGCUUCACAAGGGCAUGAAAAAGUUGUUUCAGUUCUUUUGAGCGCACCAGGAAUUCAGAUUGACCUUACCGAUUCGUCAGGUUGUUCGGCCUUACUAGCCAUCUGGGAGUUAGAAAAAUGCGAAGAAACUAAUUUCAGGCAUUUGGCAGUUGAAGAAGGUAGGGAAGAUAUAGCUAUAUUGCUAGUGAAGAAAGGAGCAGAUCUUUAUAUGGAAAAUAAAGAGAAGAAAACUCCUAUUUCGCUGGCCGGGAAUGGAGAAUUACGGAAAAAGUUGGUUGGUGCUGGCAAUUGGGUGUCUUCAGGCUAG
This is a messenger RNA of Enterobius vermicularis (human pinworm), 1653 nucleotides long. NCBI's taxonomy places the organism in Eukaryota, Metazoa, Nematoda, Chromadorea, Rhabditida, Oxyuridae. The record is from the annotation of a GenBank genome assembly.